UAUGUUAUGACUAUUUGACUGCCCGCUAAUGUAAAAGCCGUACAAAAGCAUGGCUUUAAUAUUAGAUUCACAAUAUUGGGUCGGAGAAAUAUUUUUGAUAACUGCCUGCCUUUUUCUGGCACUUAAGAUUUUAAAAUCAUUCACCAUAAGAAAAUUGGAUAUCAGUAACUCAAAUUGCAGAAGGCUUGAUUUCAUGGAGAAGUUUACGGAAAUAGUAGCAGAUGAAUGUGAUGGCCAAGGAAAUCUAUGUUGUGUUAUAUCUUUCUCGUCUAAACAAAGCCUUUCUAUUAAACAUGUUUAUGACGCGUUGGUAAUGUUGGCGAAACGCCAGCCAAUGCUAAGAGCUGUUGUUUCAACAAAAAUGACGGGAACUGUAUUUCGAGAUCAAAAAUAUCGAAGAAGCUCUUCAGUUCUUUAAUAUCACAACAUCCAAAGUUAAAAUUUCUAAUUGGAAAGAACUAAUAUUCAAGAACACUGCAACAGUACAUAAAAACCUUUUGUCUUGGAAAGCCGUUAAGCUACAAGAAGAAUUCGAUGCGACAUCACAAGAGUAUUUAAAUAUGAUAAUGUUCGCCAUGAAGCAUUCGUGUUUUGGCGGCGUUUCUGCUGUGAAGUUUGUUCAACAAUUUUUGAAUAACAUAAAUGAAAUAGCAAGUGGUGUUAACAAUGCUGAAAAAGACGUAACAAGUUUUGAUCUGUGGCCUAGUGCUCAUGAUCUUGUGACCCAAAGAAGAGUUGGUCAUUUGUUGUUUCGCAUAAUAGUUCAUUAUAGUGGACUUCGUCCAGUCUUGGAAUUUAUUUUAGGACAAAUGAUCUCGUAUACUCUAAGGAGGAAAGCAAUCAAUCCAUAUUAUCAAAGGCACCCACCUCUUAAACUCGAUGAAAUACCAUAUGAUUCAUUACAGCGUACAGAUACGAUGACAUUUUCAGAAAAGGAGACCAAGUCAAUUAUAAAGGCAUGCAGAGACAAUAGGUGUACAGUUACUGGAGCAAUAUUAGCUGCCAUACACUUGGCAUUUUACCAAUUGACAGGUGAUAAAUAUAGCAAAUUCAGUCUUGAAACAGCAAUCCCUUUUCAUAAUCGACCAUACUGCCAGCCAAAAGCCCCAUAUGAAUACAUAGGUCUUUUUGCCUAUUUUUCGAAUUAUUACUUAAAGUAUUCACAAAAUAUUCGAGAAGACUUUUGGAUGAUGGCAAAAGAAAGCACAAGUCAGUUAAAAGACAUUGUUGAAAAUCAAAAAUUUGUCAAAGAAAUAUCUUUGUUGAGUGCUCUUAGUCCAAUCUUGCUCGUUCGCUCUAAUUGUACAAAAAGUGCUUAUUUAACAUCAAGCAGCAAUGUUGUUUCAAGUUUUGGCAGGUUUAGUUUUGAAGAUCUUCAUGUGUCUAAUUCAAUGACUUAUAAGUUGAAAAACUGUUACAUUUUUCCUUUUUCUCCUGGAGUAAACUCCGUGUUUGGACAUUUCCUGUACACUAUUAAUGGUAAACUGACCUGGAAUAUAGUGAGUGAUAAAACUCUUCCAGAUGCUCAUGCUCAAUAUUUCAUUGAUUUAUGUUCUCAAAUAUUGCUUACUAACUGUUCUACAAAUUCAACUGUGGUAUAGUAUAAAAUACGUAGCAAAUGACCCAUGGUACACUGAUGAGUUACAGCAUAUGGAUUUUAAUUGAGAUUAUAUUAAUAUGUAUUGUAAAAUCAUUAUGCUCAAUUUUAUUUCCUUUAUUUAAUAUUUCAUUCUGUUAAUAGCUGUAGUUUGGCACAAUUACUUUUUUAAGUAAAAAAUACUCAUUAAUAUACAUGUGGUUAUCCAUUUUCCCGCACAAAAUUCACCCACUUAUGUUUGAAGAUAAUUCGAUCAUUUUGAAGUCAUGCAAUCUUUCUCAUUAAUUUA
Xenia sp. Carnegie-2017 is the source of this 1886-nucleotide messenger RNA. RefSeq lists its product as uncharacterized. Bases 561 to 1601 code for a protein of 346 amino acids. The record is from RefSeq and is a predicted model, not a curated record. Lineage: Eukaryota; Metazoa; Cnidaria; Anthozoa; Malacalcyonacea; Xeniidae. The transcript has a single exon.